Molecule: messenger RNA, 2113 nt
Organism: Lecanosticta acicola
Lineage: Eukaryota; Fungi; Ascomycota; Dothideomycetes; Mycosphaerellales; Mycosphaerellaceae
Source: the annotation of a GenBank genome assembly
AUGAGCACUUACGACGCCUAUGACGACGAGCCGCGUCGCUACCGAAGCGUGAGUCGUCUUGCCCACUGCCGCUCUUCGUCAUUCGCAUGUGAAGCUAAUCUCUUGACGCAGGUCCGCACUCGCCCACGUGAGAGAGACGAGCCAGAUUAUGUGCGCGAGGAGACGUACAUCGAACGUGGCAAAGGCCCCGGUCCCAGGAAUGCAGAGCUGGUCUACCGAGGACGUGAAGACAGCAUCGAGGACAUCCCCCGUGACUUCCCUCCGCCCGGACGAGGCUACGGAGGUCGCCGCGAGUACGAUGACUACGGCCCGCCGCGUCGGAGCAAGAGUGCAGGCGGCAGGCGGUACCCAGACGACUACGACGACGACGGAUACACGGAUUACGGCGCUGGCGCUGCGGCUGGAUAUGCAGCUGGUCGCAGUCGCGGAGGCGGCAAGAGCAGAGUCAGCAGACGCGAUGACCGCGACUACGAAUCAGACUACUCCGACUCACCACCCCGCCGCAACGAGCGUAAGAAAAGCGGGGUAGGCGAUGCUCUCGAAGGCCUUGGUCUGGGAGGACUCGUGGGCGGCCUGCUCGGCAAGGACAAGGACAAGAACAAGGGACGCUCACGCUCUGGCUCUCGCAGCGGUCGUUCCGUCAGAUCUCGCUCUCGCGCAGGCAGCCGCUACUCCGACGAGAGCGGUCGCAGUCGAUCCGGGCCUGGCGACAAGAACAGGGGCGAGAGAAAGUGGGCUCAGGCGGCUCAAGCCGCACUUGUUGCUGGUGCUGUCGAGGCCUUCCGCGCGAGAAAGGUGCCUGGUCCCUGGACCGGUGACAAGGGCAAGCGUAUCGCCACCGCUGCAAUCGGAGCCGGUGGUAUUGACGGUCUCAUCGAUCGUGACCCGGACAAGAAGACCAAGCGCCAUCUCGCUGAAGCUGUCAUCGGUGGUCUUGCUGCCAACCGUCUGGCGAAUGGUCCUCGCUCGAGAUCUCGUGGCCGUGGUUUGGACGAUGAGCGCGACUUCUCCCCAGACAGUCGUGCGCCUCGCUCUCGCAGCCGGAGCAUUAUUGACAGGCUUCGAGGUCGGUCGCAAUCCCGUGGUCGUGCUCCGAGCCAGGAGGGUGGCGGCCAAGGUAUUGGCGCAUUGAAGGGCCUAGCUGGAGCUGGAGCUGUUGCCGCUGCAGGCAAGGCUAUCUACGAUCGGGUCCGAUCCAAGUCCCGUAAGAGACGCUCACCGUCAAGAGAUUCCAGCGCAGACUCGUAUGUGCCCUCCCGAACUCGUCGCCGAGAUAGGGGUCGCUCACCACGUUCAGAUACCGGCAGUACUCGCCAGACCGAAGGAGCUGGCGAUCGCGGAGUCGCUCGAGGUACUAGCUCCGUAGCCGCCGGAGAAGCUGGGCCGCUUGCUCGACGCAACCCAAACCAGAAUGGCGAUGAAAACGGCCAAGGAAACGGACAAGGGAACGGUGAAGGAAACGGAGAGGGAAACGGCAACGACGGCAACGUAUCCAGCGACAGUAGUAGUACUACCGAUAUGGAGAAGACACGGAAACAUAUGCGUGGCAAGGAACUGAUAACUGCGGGAAUUGCGACGGUUGCAACCAUUCAUGCGGCACAUGGCGUAUAUUCGAGUAUGGAGGCGCAUGAGAAGCGCCAUCGCUUGGUGGCGGAAGGGGAAAUGUCUCCCGAGGAGGCUCGCAAGAAGCAAACGAAAGCAUGGAUUCAGGAUGCUGCAGCGGUCGGUAUUGCCGCGCUGGGUAUCAAGGGUGCUUUCUCGGAAUGGAAGGAAAUGAACGAGCAGAGGUAUCCUAUCCAUUUUCUCCUGAGUAGCGUCGUGUGCUGACCAUCGCUCUUUCUACAGGCGCGAGAUUCAAGAGAUCGAAAAGCGGAAAGCGCAACGCCGGAAGAAGCGCGUUGCUCGUCAGAAACAGGAAGAGCGUGAACGACAUGAGCGCAUGAUGUCUAUCUUGGAAAAGAACCCUCAGCUUGCGAUGGGCUAUCACCUCAGCCAGAAUGCCUAUCCUCUUGUUCCUCCUGGGCCCAACCAAGCCGGAAACUCUCCUGCUCCUCCACCCGACCUCAGCGGCAAUCCCUACGCCCCAAGAGACGGCGGCAGCCAGAGGCACUAG